Molecule: messenger RNA, 3497 nt
Organism: Phasianus colchicus (ring-necked pheasant)
Lineage: Eukaryota; Metazoa; Chordata; Aves; Galliformes; Phasianidae
Source: RefSeq, a predicted model, not a curated record
CACGAGGGUGAGGGCGGGAACCACCUGUGAGGGCGUGGGGCCACGGGCAGCGAGGUUGGGCUGUGCGCGUGUGCUGGGAUGGCGCUGCUCCGCGUGGGCUGGGAGCUGCCUCUGGGGUGGGGGCUGAGCCCGGCACGGGUCGGUCAGGGCUUCUCUGGACCUCAUCCUGCAGCGUGGACAUGGACGCAGAUGUGUCCUGGAAAGAGGAGUUCUUACAGAGAGAUGUGAUGAAGUAUUGCCAUGCCUGGAAAAAGUGACUGCUGAGGAGAGCAAAGAAGAAAAUUUCAAAGCAUGGUAAAAGAUGUAAGUAAAAUCCCUCUGCAAUAGCAGCUUACAUGAGUGUUGUUUCCUUGUGUGCACACCUGCUUAGUGGAGUAUCAUAUUCUUAGUGAAAAAAGUCUCACAGGUAGUGGAAAGUUUUAGUUUUGUGCCCUUCAUUAAAAGAACAUGAGGCUGUCUGAUGUCUCUGAUAUCUACUCAUUUUAUGGGAAGUUAUGGUAGGACUGUGGUACUAAUUGUUGGAUUUGAUAGUCUGCCUCAGGGAUCAAACCAAGCUCAAAGAAAUUUGUGCUGUAGCAACUGCCUGAACUAUGGCAGCUGCCGAGCCUGGUGGUUCAGAUGAUUUGGCUUCAGACCCUUCAGUUUUUUCACACAAUUGUUUCUAUUCAGACAGUCUGCAGCCAUCUUCUCUGCUUACUGACCACAUUGCCUGUCUUUUCCUUUGGUGACUCCAGCUGUAUCCCUUGAUCAUGGCACCAUUGUAGAUGCUAUCUUUCAGAUACAAGCAUCACAGUAUUGUGCUUAGAAUCCUGCCCACUUUGGUACCACGUUUUCCAUCAUUUCACAAGGCAGAGCUAUGCUCAGUCCCUCCCUGAGCACUGCUGCUUGGAAGAUAUUUUUGUGCCUGGACUUGUGUUUGCAAAGAGAAGGAUGACAGCAAGGAAUGAAAGAGCAGGCAGUUUGGAAAGUCCAUCUGAGAAUGAUGAGAGCAAGAGUGACAUGAAACUAAACAAAGGUUCUUUAGCCAAAUAAUGUCCUCCUAUUCUCACUUCUUUAACUAGGAAGAGCCACCUUCUUUAGAGAAGAGGACCAACCAGACUGUUGUUCUGUAGAGGAAAGACAUGAAUUAAGCAAGCAGUGAGUGAAUUUGAUGCUAGAGAAAGACUGAUUUUGCAGCAUGGGAGACUGGAAUUCUGCUUACAAAGUGAACAUCUUUGGGAUGAGACACAACAGCAUCUGAACUUUUAUGGAAUUACCGGUUGCUUUUGUGCCACUGAUAGACUUUACAGAAUGCUAAAUUUCAGAUAAUUGGAUUGGAGGACAGCCAGCAUAGCCUGUGAUCUGGACAUCAUCAAACAAUUGCAACUGCAGCAUCUUGCUCCUGUGGGUGAACAUCCAAACAACACGUGGCUGCAGACUGCAGGGGAUGGCUGUGCAGGUCGAGAUACAAAUGGUUGUCCAGCACAUCAUUGGCUAUCAAAGCCUUUCGUUUGAGACACUUAGCUUCCUGCUGACAUUGCUAGCUGCCACCGUCACCCCAGUAUUUGUCCUGUCAGAGCACUGGACCCACCUGCCCUGUGGCUGCAUCAUAAACUGCAGGAGGAAUUCAUAUGCUGUGUCUUCAGAGGAACUCAAAACCAAACACAGAGGUUUCGAAUUCAACCUUUCCUUCCAGCACAGUUACGGGAUCUAUCGAAUAUCCCCCGAAAGCCACCACCACGAUGGCGAUGGUAAAUCCACGUCGUGCCACAACUUGCUGGUCUGCGAGAAACCCUGCGAGCCGCCGAAGGGAGGUGGCGGCGGCGCGGCGAGGGCGGAACUCAGCACCACGGACAGCGCCCGGCCGGACCCUGCGGGGUUCAGCUCCAGGGACAGCCUCCAGCCCGGCACGGCGGAGCUCAGCACCACGGACAGCUCCAGACCCGGUCCGGCAGGGUUCAGCACCACAGACAGCGCCCGGCCCAGUACGGCAGGGGUGCGCGGGGAGAUGGCCUCGGUCCUCGGCAGGACCGUGGAUGGACCCGAGAGGAGGCUGUCUCAUGAAGAGGGCCACAAGCCAGAGCUCACAGACUGGGAGUGGUGCAGGAGUAAAUCGGAGAGGACCCCUCGGCAGCGAUCAGGUGGGGCCUUAGCUAUUCCUCUGUGUGCAUUUCAAGGAACUGUGUCACUUCAGGCACCCACAGGAAAAACUCUCUCUUUGUCUACAUACGAGGUAAGCACUGAAGGACAGAAGAUAACACCUACGUCAAAGAAAAUCGAAGUGUAUCGAUCUAAAAGUGUUGGCCAUGACCCCAACCCAGAGGAGUGUCCUAAUUCAUUCGCUGAUACAAGUGUUAAAAUUCAUUUAGAGGUUCUGGAAAUUUGUGACAAUGAAGAGGCUCUGGAUACUGUUUCCAUCAUCAGUAAUAUCAGCCAGUCCUCCACACAGGUAAGAUCUCCAUCCUUACGCUAUUCACGGAAAGAAAACAGAUUUGUCUCAUGUGAUUUAGGGGAAACUGCUUCCUACUCACUCUUCAUACCAUCAAACAAUCCUGACAGCGAUAUUAACAUAACAAUUCCAGACACUGUGGAAGCUCACCGGCAGAAUAGUAAAAAGCAGCACAUGGAGAGAGGUGGUUAUCAGGAAGAAAUACAGAUGUUGAAUAAAGCAUACAGGAAACGGGAAGAAGAUGGCAACAGCAAUUAAAAGAUAUUUAAUCUAAACAUUUAAACUGAUUCAGUGGACAUUGCUCCUCUUGACUCAUGUUACACUAACAAAUACAAUGCCAACUGUUUUUUUGGGGUUGUUUUUUUCCUAGUAUAUAAAUUAUUUUCAUUUGGGUACACUGUUAAAUAGUUAACAUUUACAAAUGGGAAAACAAACGCUUCAGUGCUUUGCAGCUUUGCGUAAUAAAAUUCAACUUAUUUACAUAUCUCUUUAUUUGAGGAAGACUUGCAUCUGAAAGGAAUCCUAAAUAAAGUCUUAAAAGACACCAUUGCAUGCUUGUUGGCACUGGGUGGUCUGUGGGAAGCCAGAAAAUGAGAGAACAGCUCUACACACAGGAAAAUGUAACAGGUUUCAAUGACUGUUGCAGUUCUGAUGUGCCAGACUUGAAACAUUUACUGAAAAUAUGUAGCACAAGCCUAAGAUUAAGCCAUGCAUUUGGUUAGGGAUUGUAUGUUGCCUACAUGGUUUAAUUUUCUACUGCUCCAUACGUGAUUGAUAUGUAAUGUCUCUGUAAGUGGCCAUUGUAUAGACCCUUGAAUGUGGGUAGCUGAAACUUAAGCAUGCACAUUUUGUAAGACCAACGUUGUGAAAAUAUGUUCUCAUGGCUUGACAUUUCUUUCAUCGAGUGUGUCAAAUGUUGGAUGAUUUUAUGCUAGUUACUCUAAAGUGUGCCAUUUUCUGCCUCCUUGAUCUCCUAGGAGAGGGGACAGGGCUGUUCAAGGAGGCCAAACUUAGAGACCCAGCUUACCUGUUGACCUCAGCUUGAGGCUGAUUGCCCACAUUAGCUUCC